CGCCCUACCCACCUUAUCCGACCGAACCGCACCGCACCUCCGCCCCGCCCGCCAUGCCCGCCCACUCCCACGAUUUCGACAUAGCCGUCGUCGGCGGCGGCAUCGCCGGCAUAACGCUGACGGUCGGGCUGCUGCGCGCCGGCGUCAACGUCACACUGUACGAGGCGGCGCCCGCGUUUGGGGAGAUCGGGGCCGGCGUGGCCUUUGGCGCCAACGCGACGCGGGCCAUGUCUCUGAUCUCGCCCGAGAUCCGGUCGGGCUUCGCAAACGUCGCCACGUACAACCAGUGGGAGAGCAAGGCCAACAUCUGGUUUGACUUCCGGCGCGGGCAGGCCGCCAAGGGGCAGCAUGCCGACAAGGACCAGGGCGAGCUGAUUGCCUCGCUGCCCACGCCCCAGGGCCAGGCCAGCGUGCACCGCGCCCACUUUCUCGACCAGAUGGUGCAUCUGGUGCCCGAGGGCGUGGCCAAGUUCGGCAAGCGCCUCGUCGAUGUCGAGAAUUUGGCGGAUGGGAACGUGAAGCUGAAGUUCAAGGACGGCUCCGAGGCGGUGCAUUCCGCUAUCAUUGGCUGCGAUGGCAUCAAGAGCCGCACCAGGCAGAUCGUCCUCGGCGAGAAUGACCCUGCGGCUAAGGCCGUCUUCUCCGGCAAGUACGCCUACCGCGGCCUUAUCCCUAUGGACAAGGCGGCCGAGCUGCUGGGAGACGAGCUGGCGCGUAACAGCCAGAUGUACUUUGGCUACCACGGACACGUCCUGACGUUUCCUAUCGAGAAGGGCAACACAAUGAACGUCGUCGCAUUCAGCAGCAAAGAAACCUGGGACGAUCCCAACUGGGUCGUCUCAACCAGCAAAGAGGAGCUCUCCGCAGACUUUGCCGGCUGGUCCAAGCACGUACGGGACAUCAUCACAUUGAUGCAAAAGCCGGACAUCUGGGCACUGUUCGAGCACCCCCACGCACGCACCUACCACGUCGACCGGAUGUGCCUAAUCGGGGACGCGGCGCACGCGACGACGCCGCACCAGGGCUCGGGCGCCGGCAUGGCUAUCGAGGACGCAUACGUCAUGUCGAACCUCGUUGGCGGCGCAAAGACAGUGCAGGAGCUGGAGGCCGCGUUCGCGGCGUUCGAUAUUGUGCGCAGACCGAGGACGCAGCAGGUUGUUAGCACGAGUAACGAGGCGGGACGGCUGUAUGAGUUUGAGUUGGAGGGGUGUGGUGAUGUUAAGGAGCGGAUUGAGGCGAAUUUGUUGAAGCGGAUGAGCUGGAUCUGGGAGGAGGAUUUGGAGGCCGAGUUGAGGACGGCGCGACAGGUGUGGAUGACGGAGGUGGAGGCGAGGGGUGGGCGGCCGCGUUUGUAG
Molecule: messenger RNA, 1355 nt
Organism: Aplosporella prunicola CBS 121167
Lineage: Eukaryota; Fungi; Ascomycota; Dothideomycetes; Botryosphaeriales; Aplosporellaceae
Exons: 2
Coding region: 54-1355 (433 amino acids)
Biological process (GO): secondary metabolite biosynthetic process
Molecular function (GO): oxidoreductase activity; FAD binding
Source: RefSeq, a predicted model, not a curated record